Messenger RNA from Pristis pectinata (smalltooth sawfish), 1293 nucleotides. It is a transcript of the gene cdk1, whose product is annotated as cyclin-dependent kinase 1. Gene Ontology annotation, biological process: G2/M transition of mitotic cell cycle; protein phosphorylation; mitotic G2 DNA damage checkpoint signaling. Gene Ontology annotation, molecular function: cyclin-dependent protein serine/threonine kinase activity; RNA polymerase II CTD heptapeptide repeat kinase activity; ATP binding. Bases 158 to 1063 code for a protein of 301 amino acids. The record is from RefSeq and is a predicted model, not a curated record. Gene Ontology annotation, cellular component: nucleus. NCBI's taxonomy places the organism in Eukaryota, Metazoa, Chordata, Chondrichthyes, Rhinopristiformes, Pristidae. The transcript is spliced from 8 exons.
GGCGCUGAUUGGCGGCUGGUUUGAAUCGGGAGCGGUUGGAGGGCGCCGGUGACUUUCAAACAGCGGCGGGAACGGCAAGAAGCGCCUGGGCCUUGGUCGCCGUCUCUCCGGCUCGGUUUAACCUCGCUUCUCCUUAGGCUAAAUUGCAAACACUACUAUGGAUGAUUAUGUGAAGAUAGAGAAAAUUGGUGAAGGUACCUAUGGGGUUGUUUAUAAAGGGCGUCAUAAAACUACUCAGCAGAUAGUGGCCAUGAAGAAAAUCCGAUUGGAGAGUGAAGAGGAAGGUGUUCCCAGCACUGCAAUCAGAGAGAUUUCUCUUCUGAAAGAACUACAGCAUCCUAACGUAGUAAGCCUUCAAGAUAUACUAAUGCAAGAUGCAAGGCUAUACCUUGUAUUUGAAUUCCUUUCAAUGGAUCUGAAAAAGUAUUUGGAUUCCUUGCCUUCUCGUCAGAUGAUGGACCAAAUGCUAGUUAAGAGUUAUCUAUAUCAGAUCACACAAGGGAUUGCCUUCUGUCACUCAAGGCGGGUUUUACACAGAGACUUGAAACCUCAGAAUUUACUCAUUGAUAGUAAAGGAGUUAUUAAGUUGGCUGACUUUGGUCUGGCUCGUGCCUUUGGAGUCCCUGUCAGAGUUUAUACACAUGAAGUUGUGACACUGUGGUACAGAGCUCCUGAAGUACUGCUGGGCUCUGCUCGUUACUCGACUCCUGUGGAUAUCUGGAGUAUUGGUACAAUAUUUGCUGAAAUGGCUACCAAGCGACCUCUCUUUCAUGGAGACUCGGAGAUUGAUCAACUUUUCAGAAUUUUCAGGACACUGGGUACACCAAACAAUGACAUUUGGCCAGAUGUUGAAACUUUACCAGAUUACAAGAAUACCUUCCCUAAAUGGAAAGCAGGGAACUUAUCCCAAGUGAAGAAUAUAGAUCAGAAUGGCCUUGAUCUGCUAGCGAAAACAUUGAUUUAUGACCCUACCAGAAGAAUCUCUGCAAAGGAAGCUUUGCAUCACCCAUAUUUUGACGACUUGGAUAAGUCCAGUCUCCCUGCCAAUGUUCUAAGGAAUUAAUUCCUGAGGAAAGGUGACUGUCUCUGCUUGAUAGCAAAGCUAUUGGCAAUCAUUAAAUGAGAAUUUAUUUUCAGCUUUUUAAAAUCUGGUUACAACUAUAUCUGUAUUGAAGUUCUGUAGAUUUGUCUGUUGGUAUCCAUGUAUUUUUCCCUCUGGCUAUCCUCAAUAGUUGCACAAUCAUUUUUGUACUUGUAUAACUUGUAAAUAUAAAUAAAGCCAAAUUUACACCA